UCAGCGCCGCCACGCCCGACUCCACUCCUCCGCCGGCAGAUCCGGCCAUCCAAUUGCAAGCCCCAUCCCCGCCGGACCUCCGUCCCGUCGACGCCCGAGUCCCGCCGUCAGCCAGGAGCAGCUACCUCAUCGCUAGGAGAAGCCCACUCCACCCGGCCACCCCACCCCGACGCCAUUGACGCCCGACGGGCCCCGAUGGCACAGAUCCCAAACCUCGAUAACGCGCCGCUCAAUCUCACUGCCUUCAGGGAGCAGUCACAGAAGGAACUCGUCAGCAUAAUCAAGAGCGUCAGGGGGAACAAGUGUCUGGUCAUCGAUCCGAAGCUCGCGGGCACCCUCUCGCUGAUCCUGCACACCUCGGCGCUAAAGGAACAUGUCACGGAGCUGCGGGUCCUCUCCGCCGAGCCUCUGCAGACGGAGUGCCCCAAGGUGGUGUACCUUGUUCGGUCGCAGCUCAGCUUGAUGAAAUUCGUGGCAAAUCAAAUCAAGAACGACGAAUCCAAGGGGCUCCAGAGGGAAUACCACCUCUAUUUCGUGCCACGUCGUCUAGUUGCCUGUGAGAUGAUUCUGGAGGAAGAGAAAGUUCAUCAAAAGUUGGCAAUAAUCGGAGAAUACCCCUUGUAUCUGGUUCCUUUGGAUGAGGAUGUCAUUUCUUUUGAGCUUGGUGAUGAUGACUAUUCCUCACAGGAAUGUCACCUUAUGGAAGGGGAUACGGCGACUUCUGCUUGGCACGUUGCAGAAGCUAUUCAUAGGCUAGAGCUUGCCUUUGGAGUCAUCCCCAAUGUUAGAGCCAAGGGUGUGGCAUCAACCAAAGCUGCCCAGCUGCUCAACCAUAUGCACCUCCAAGACCCUGUCGACAUGGAUGACAUGGGGAUUCCAGAGAUAGAGACCGUUAUCUUGCUAGAUCGAGAGGUGGACAUGGUGACACCAAUGUGCUCUCAGCUAACGUAUGAAGGCCUCUUAGACGAGAUGUUGGAAAUUCACAACGGAUCUGUGCAAGUUGAUGCCGGCAUCAUGCGCGCCCAACAAGAUGGGAAAAAGAUCAAGGUUCCGCUCAAUUCGAGCGAUAAGUUGUACAGGGAGAUUCGAGACCUCAGCUUCCAUGUUGUGCUUCGGGUCGUCCACCAAAAGGCAACGUCUAUUCAGCAAGAUUACGCGCAGGUAAAAUCAAUGAACACACAGUCGGUUUCCGAGCUCAAGGAUUUUGUGAAGAGGUUACACUCACUACCGGAGAUAACCAGGCAUGUUAAUUUGGCGCACCAUCUGCAGUCGUUUGCUGGAAAACCCUUGUUUCAUGCCCGAGUAGAGAUUGAGCAAAAGAUGCUGGAGGCGAAGGACUAUGAAACGUGUUACAAGUACAUUGAGGAGAUCAUACAGAAGCAAGAGCCUAUUGAGACUGUGCUUCGCCUUCUGGUGUUAUUUUCCCUUACAAAUGCUGGGUUGCCGAGGAAGAGUUUUGACUACCUGAGGCGGGAGAUACUGCACAGCUAUGGCUUUGAGCACAUGCCCUUGUUAUACAAUCUGCAGAAGGCUGGCCUUGUUAAAGGGCGGGAACCGAGGAGUAAUUGGGCUAUUAUCAGGAGAGGUCUCCAGCUUAUAGUUGAUAUAAAGGAUCCUGAUUCCCCUGAUGAUGUAUCAUACGUCUUUGCUGGAUACGCGCCUCUUAGCAUUCGCCUUGUUCAGCAUGCAGUGAAGUCUGGAUGGCGAUCUAUCGAAGAAGUGUUGAAAUUGUUGCCGGGCCCUCAUCUGGAUUUGAAAAGAGGUGUCUCGACCAUUAGUGGUUCAUCAGAAUUACUAUCAGCCGAGGCAAGACAGAAAACCGACAGGGUUGGUCGUCGCUCCGUUGUUCUGGUUGUGUUUGUUGGUGGCGUAACAUUUGCUGAGAUUGCCUCGCUUCGAUUUCUUGGUGCACAGGAAGGAAUGGGCUGUGUCUUCGUGGUUGCAACAACAAAGGUCAUCACCGGCAACACAUUACUUAGACCAAUUAUAGCCAGCAGCAAAGAGUUGAUUGUACAAAGCAGCGCAAACCCGUGCCCAGGAGGGGAUUUUCCUUGUUCAGUUCUGGGCCACUUUUUAUUCUGCAACCAGAAAUGCUAUUGCUCGUGCUCUUGCAUUCACAUCACACAAGUCUUUUAUUUUCUUGUCAGAUAAAGCGUGUAAAUUGAUAGCUCAUGUACAGACACAGAUGCUCCGCAAACAUCGAUUUGAAGGAUCUGCAAUUAUCUAUGGACAUGACAAAAAUGUGUUGCAAUUCAAUUUACGCACUUAUGUACA
This is a messenger RNA of Triticum urartu, 2274 nucleotides long. RefSeq names its product vacuolar protein-sorting-associated protein 33 homolog. The record is from RefSeq and is a predicted model, not a curated record. NCBI's taxonomy places the organism in Eukaryota, Viridiplantae, Streptophyta, Magnoliopsida, Poales, Poaceae. Gene Ontology annotation, biological process: vesicle-mediated transport.